Messenger RNA from Dromaius novaehollandiae (emu), 2107 nucleotides. It is a transcript of the gene C13H19orf12, whose product is annotated as chromosome 13 C19orf12 homolog. NCBI's taxonomy places the organism in Eukaryota, Metazoa, Chordata, Aves, Casuariiformes, Dromaiidae. The record is from RefSeq and is a predicted model, not a curated record. Bases 354 to 779 code for a protein of 141 amino acids. The transcript is spliced from 4 exons.
CACCGCGCGGCGGCUCGGCCCCAGCCGCGGCGGCUGCGGCACCGCCUCGGGCCGCGGGUUCGGCCCGUGCCGGGGGGCGCGGCGCUGCCGGGGCGGGGAGCCGAGCGGAGCCGGGCGCGGAGGUGACCCGGAGGCGGGCGGGCGGCGCAGGGGGUCGCCCCGGCGGGCCGCGCUCCUCCCCCGGCGCCGGCUGCACCGCAGCUGCUUCCUGCCGCGACCGGCGGGCCCGGCUCGGCGCUGCUCGUCCCCGCCGGCGCCGCGGGCCAGAGAUUUGCGCUUGUGGCGGUUGGAGGUGAAGAAAAUUCCAGAAAAUUCCCAUUGCGGCGGCGCCUGGGCGAUCUUAACGAGCCAAGAUGCCCAUCAGGGUUGAUGAUGUGAUACAACUGUUCUGCCACCUCUCUGAGGUGAAGGGAAUGAAAGCUGCUGUUAGACACUCAAGUCGAGGAGCGCUGCUGGCAGGUGCAACAGCCUUUAUUGGGGGCUUAGUGGGGGGUCCCCCUGGCAUCGCCGUAGGGGGAGCAUUUGGUGGAUUGCUUGGUGCCUGGAUGACUACUGGACAGUUCAGGCCGGUCCCUCAGAUUUUACUGGAAUUGCCUCCUGCUGAGCAGCAGAAACUGUAUGAUGAAGCCCUUGUUAUUCUCAGGAGCUUAGACUGGACUGAUGUUGCUCAGCUGACUGCUCUUCUAAUGGGAAAUCCUAGUCUCCAGCAAAAGUUGACAGGAGUGCUGAUAAAUUACCUCUCAAAAGAGCUAAGAGCAGAGAUACAGUAUGGAGAAUAAACCUUUCUAGAGCAGGCUUUUUACAUUGUAAUGAAUUUUACUCUGACACUUGUGAUUCUUUAACGUAGCAAUUACUAGUUAUUACUACUAAUGAUAAAUCUAGGCAGAUCUAAGGUUUUUUUGUGGGGGUGAAGAAAGCAUUAGAUUACUACAUUAUCCUGAUGUUGACUUGCUAUGUAAUUUUGAAUUAAUGUGCACUGUAGGAUGGAACUGAAUUCAAAAUCAGUAAAAGGAAUUAUGCUUCUGUUAGGUUGAUGUAGCACGGGGUAAAAUUUUCGAAGUCACUGUAUUUUACAUAGGAGAUUUAAUCUUGUUUUUCAGAAGUGCUUUAAAUUGCUUCUGUAAAUGGUGCAAAGGUGCCAUAGUGGCUUGGAUACUUUGAAGAAUUUUACCUACUGUCUAUUUCAGUCCUGCAAAGGAAAGUUGUACGAAGGAAGGGACUUCUACUGUGAACUCAAAAAUCUCAAGCCUUUCUUUAUUCUUUGUUUCAUUUUUAUUGUAAUUCUUGAGUUAUUUGUUUCUUUAUGUAAGAUGUGAAGUAAACGCCUAAUUGAGACUUAAAGCAACAGGUAAACAAACUAUGCACAAUUAGUUGUUCCUGAUAUCCUGAAAUGGCAAUGCAUGGCAUUUCUUUUGUUUUAGAAAGGGAUGAGUCUACCAUUCUUAUACUAUCCCUAGAAUUAGAAUUGUCAUUUCAACAUUAUCUUGACUGAAUCUGAACAGAAUAUGCUAGUUGGUUUUCUAUUUUCAUUAAAAUAUUCUCAAGAAGUUAUAUUACAAUCAACAAUUCAAAGGGAUUUUCUUUAAAACAGAUUUUCUUGAGAAAAUAAUGUUCUGUUGAAUUCCUAGGAAUCAUCAUAGUGGCAUAUGUUUUGCUUUAAAGUAAGUAAAAUCUUUAGGUAUUGGGUGCUGAAAUUUGAAGAAGAAGGCAGCCUUUUAUUGGUCAGCCAGCAGUUAGGAGUGAUAGUAUGGGAUGACAUCCCAGCCACAGUUAGUGUAAAGUCCAAGUGAAGUGUUGCUUAAUGUCCUGCUGCUCAAUAACAGUUGUUCCCUGUUUAUUUCAAGGCACUUGUAAAACAAGUUCAUGAACAGAAAAUGUACAGAUGUGCCUUCUUUUAUAUAUAAAAACGCAAGUGAAACUGUUCUGACAAUUUGUCUUUUGUUUUUCCCCUAAAAAUAAAGAUUUCUCUGUGUGCGUGUGUGUGGUCAGAUUUCUAGAAGUUGAGUUUUAAAUGGGGAAGUUUUAAAUUAGAAAGUUGCCAUUGUACACAUUUGUUUAAUUUAGUUUACAACUAUAAUUUGUCAUUAAUAAAUGCAGUUUACUUUCC